Physella acuta is the source of this 2678-nucleotide messenger RNA. Its product is annotated as beta carbonic anhydrase 1-like. The record is from RefSeq and is a predicted model, not a curated record. Gene Ontology annotation, molecular function: carbonate dehydratase activity; zinc ion binding. Lineage: Eukaryota; Metazoa; Mollusca; Gastropoda; Physidae.
GGAAACUACUCUUAAUAAAAAAUGUUUUGCUGUAAAUAAAAGAAAUAAGUUACAAAUUACAACAGUCAGUCAGCAAAACUUUGAGGUUGUAAGAUGAAUAGAAUUUUAAAGGGUGUCAUUCGCUACAAUCAAAAUGUUAUGGACAAGGCAAAAUUUGUUGCAGAUAUAGACAAAGUUACAAGACAACUAGUACAGCCUCUAACAGUAUUUGUCAGCUGCAUGGAUUGCAGAGUCCUGCCCUCCAAGUUUAUCAGCUCCACAAUCGGGGAGAUUUAUUUCCUGAGGAAUGCUGGGAACAUGGUCCCACAUUUUGACGCCUACAAGGCUGGUAGUAUCAGCACAGAGGGCGGAGGUCUGGAACUGGGCUGUAUCACCAACAAGAUUCGCAAUGUUGUUGUGUGUGGUCAUUCAGAUUGUAAGGCAGCCCAUGCACUGUAUGAGAUCCGACACAAGUGUGACCACAUGCACUACCUGAUGGACUCACCCCUGAGGACUUGGGUCGCCCUACAUGGGUCAAGGACAGUGGAGAAGUUCUUCCAGGUGUUUCCAGAGGACCGGCUGAGUCCGGCCGAGCUGAAGGAGCCGAUGGUGUUUCCUGUCAACCUGGGGGGUCAGGACAUCAGCGCCAGGAUAGAUCCGGACAACCACUUUAGUAUACAGGAUAAGUUUUCUCAGCUCCACUGUCUGGAACAAGCCAGCCACGUAAAGACGUAUCCGAUGCUGAAGCCGUUUGUUGAAUCCGGGGAGCUCCACAUCCAUGCCAUGUGGUUUGACGUCUACACCGGCAAUGUCUACAUGUUCAGCCCCUCCAUGCGCAAGUUUGUUGUUGUGGACGACACCAGUCUUAACGUUCUAAUGAAAGACGCAGCUGAGUCAGCAUAGGAAGUGUUUUACUGUUGUAUAGGGGAGUCAGCAUAGGAACUGUUUUACAAACUGUUGUGUAGGGGAGUCAGCAUAGGAACUGUUUUACUGUUGUGUAGGGGAGUCAGAAUAGGAACUGUUUUACUGUUGUGUAGGGGAGUCAGCAUAGGAAGUGUUUUACUUUUCUAUAGGGGAGUCAGUGUAGGAAGUGUUUUACUAAUUGUUGUGCAGAGCGUAUACAGUAUAUUUUUAUCAAGUAUUAUUAAAUGAUUGUUGAUUAUUUUUAAAUCUUGUGUGAAGUGGGUGUAGAGUGGCAUUUAAACUAAAAUAUGUGAGAAGUUUAAGAGGAAGUUUUCGAGGAUUUUUUACACUCUUUUGUUAAUUAGAGUUAGAAUUUUAGAAUUUUUUAAAAAACAAUUUAAUUUUAUCAAUAUACAUUUUUGUUUUAGAGAGUAUUCUACAUCACUUGUAUUUGAAUCUUUACUGUCUAAAUAUAUCUGACAAUUGUAUAAUGUUUUCAUGCCUGGUGAUUCUGUGUUUAAAUUAUUUGUUUCCUAUGUUCAUUGAUCUGACCGGUUGAUGCUGAAAUGUGUUAAUUUUGGGUGUGACAUGUGGUGUAGACCACAGCAACCACAGUAAAUUUAAAACUUUGUUCCGUGGGGCAGUGGGUGUGACGUGUGGUGUAGACCACAGCAACCACAGCAACCACAGGAAAGUUCAAACUUUGUUACAUGUGGCAGUGGGUGUGACGUGUGGUGUAGACCACAGCAACCACAGGACAGAAGAGUUCAAACUUUGUUACGCUGGGAAGUUGUCAUUGAAUUUAUUUACACUUUGCUGAACAUAUUCUUUGGUUGCAGUGUAUUGAUUUGAUUCGUCCCAUUAUUGUGUGGGACGUUGCUGAAAUAGUUGAAAGCAGCACUAGUUUACUAAAUGUUAGAAAAUAUUUGCUCAAAUACUCAUUUACUAGUUAAAUAUCUACUGUAUGUUUGCAGUUUGCUGGUUGAAAUAUCUAUUGUAUGUUUGCAGUAUGUUUGUUAUUGUCUACUAUAUGCUUGUAUGUUUUUCUUCUGUGUUUGAGUUUGGUAAUGUCUGCUGUAUGUUUAUGUUUGUUAAUGUAUUGCUGUUUACUUCAGACCAUUGAACUUAUUCAGGGCAUAUUUUUGUUGUUACACUAAGCCUUGUUAAAAACUUUUAAUUAUUGUACCUGUAAUUUUAAAAACUUUUAAUUUUUGUUCUUGUAAUAAUAUAUUAAUUUUAUAUUAACCAGGGCAUAUUUUACAAGCUUGUUAUGAUUUAAGAAAAAAUAAAAUGCUGCCUAAUUUUUUUGUCCUAUUAUGUAUGCCAAUUUUUUUCUGCAUUUGUUGCCAGGCCUAUUCAAUAUUUGACCAAAUUUUGUUUAGGUCUUUUUUUUUAAAAUUUUUAUUUAGGCAUUUUCUGGAGUUUGUUCAGGCUUUUGUCAAAAUUUUGUUCACUUAUUUUGUUUUGUUUAUUUAGACAAAAUUUUGCAUCGACUUUCAUCCAAAUUAUUUUCAGAUUUUUGCCUAAAUCAUGUUAAGUCUGUUAUUUCUUGACAACCGGUGCAGAACUAAAGCCAUAGUAUUUUAAAAAAAAGCCUGUCUAGCAUCAGUAUUUAUCUGUUUUCCAAAUGUUUUAGUAUUUCCCUUUCAUUUGACUGGACUAAUUACUACCUCUUGCAUCCUCCCUCUUCCCCCCCUCAUGUGUUGUCUAUGUUAAUUAAGCAGUAUUUAAUUAUAUCAUGUGAAUUUUAACAUUUGCAUUCAGUGAGAAUAAAACUGAUUUACAAAUGCUAGUGA